UAAAUAGUGUGGGGCAGACUGAAGAAGCCCGAGAUUCAUCCCCGCUUUCCCACCGCAUCACCAUCGCGUCUUCGUGGGGUUGGUGAGUCACCAUCCAAUGUAUUCCUUCCGCCUCUUCUCUCGCAUUAAUACCUCCUCUGCCAUUCGCCUGUCGCGCCCUAACCUCAGCUUCUCCUGCACUCCUCGCCCGUCAGCAUCAGCUUCAGCUUUCGCACCUCGGUUCAACGUCAAGUUUCUUCACGCCAGCAGCAAGAUGAGCAAGCCAAAGGCCCUUCUGUUGGGUAACCUUGAUCACGCCAAGAAGACGUGGGAGGCUCUCUCUGACAUUGCGGAGCUUGUUACCCCGCAGGCCAAGAACCGGGCCGAGUUCAUCGAAGAGUGCAAGAGCGGCAAGCUGGACGGCGUCGUUGCAGCGUACCGCACGUUUGGCAGCGUUCAAAUCACCGGCCUGGUGGAUGAGGAACUGGUUAAUGUGUUUCCGGAGAGCUUGAAAUUCAUCGCUCACAAUGGAGCCGGCUAUGACCAAGUCGACGUGCACGCCUGCACGACCCGGGGCAUCAAGGUGUCCAACGUGCCCACGCUCGUCGACGACGCCACAGCCGACGUGAACAUGUUCCUGAUCAUCGGCACGCUUCGCGGGUUCAACACGUCCAUGCAGGCGCUGCGCGAGGGCAAGUGGCGCGGUAACCCAGCGCCGCCGCUCGGCCACGACCCCGAGGGCAAGACGCUCGGCAUCCUCGGCAUGGGCGGCAUUGGGCGCAACCUGAAGAAGAAGGCCGAGGUCUUUGGCAUGAAGGUCAUCUAUCACAACCGUAAGCAGCUCAGCGACGAGCUGGCUGGCGGCGCAAAGUAUGUGACAUUCGACGAGCUGCUGUCGACUAGCGACGUCAUCAGUCUGAACCUGCCUCUGAACAAAAACACCCGCCACAUCAUCUCCGGCCCCGAAUUCGCCAAGAUGAAGCCGGGCGUCAUAGUCGUCAACACGGCCCGCGGCGCCGUAAUGGACGAGGCCGCCCUCGUUGCCGCCCUCGACAGCGGGCACGUCUGGUCUGCCGGCCUGGACGUGUACGAGGACGAGCCCGCCGUGCACCCCGGCCUAGUCGCCAACCCGCACGUCAUGCUCGUGCCGCACAUGGGCACCUGGACCGUCGAGACCCAAACCGCCAUGGAAGAGUUCACGAUCGGCAACGUGCGCGCCGCGCUCGAGAAGGGCCGCCUCAACUCCAUCGUCCCCGAGCAGGCUGACUUGCAGUGAGAGCGGGCACGCACGCUCGCUCGCACGCAUGCACGUCCGUAACGUCCCGCACAUCCGUAACGUCCCGCACGUCCGCUCGCCCGCGUCCUCGCACUGGCCAGCCAGCCCCGUCACGGCGCAAGACUUACCUCGACACACGGCCCUGCGCGGCCUGGCCGAGCGCGCCUUCUAGAAGCGCCCGGCAUUCGCACCGUCUCGGGGCGCCCGAGCGUGUGCGCGGGGCUGGCCUGCUGGUCUGACUGGUGCGUGUGCGUGCGUGUGUGCGUGUGUGUCUGUGUAUGUACGUGUGUUUGUGUGUGGCGGGAGCGGGCGGCUAUCUACAUACCGGGAGUUUUGUAUUGUAGACGGGGGAAUUACCUAGAGACGGACGGCCAGACAGACGGUGCAACGAGCCCAUACCAUAUACCAUCCCAUCAUCUAUCCAUCAUAGAACAGAACAGGCAG
Messenger RNA from Aplosporella prunicola CBS 121167, 1699 nucleotides. RefSeq lists its product as uncharacterized. Gene Ontology annotation, molecular function: NAD binding; hydroxypyruvate reductase [NAD(P)H] activity; glyoxylate reductase (NADPH) activity. The transcript has 5 exons. NCBI's taxonomy places the organism in Eukaryota, Fungi, Ascomycota, Dothideomycetes, Botryosphaeriales, Aplosporellaceae. Gene Ontology annotation, cellular component: cytosol. The record is from RefSeq and is a predicted model, not a curated record. Bases 98 to 1255 code for a protein of 385 amino acids.